GCCUCAUCAACUCAAACACACACUUCAUUCAUAGCAUAAAACAAAGGAAAAUAUGAAGUUACACACUUUUUCCUUUGCAUUUGCCUACAUCCUAGUAAUAAGCUCAUCGUAUUUUCGUAGUGCUGUUGGUGAUGAUGUUGGAAGUGUAAUCAGUGCUUCCCUAUUCGAGCAACUACUGAAACACCGAAAUGAUCAAGCUUGUGAGGGCAAGGGUUUCUACAGUUACAACGCUUUCAUCACCGCUGCUAGAUCCUUCGGUGGUUUUGGAACCACUGGUGAUUCCAACACUCGCAAGAGAGAGGUUGCAGCUUUCCUAGCUCAAACCUCUCAUGAAACCACAGGAGGAGCACCAACUUCCCCAGAUGGACCAUAUGCGUGGGGUUACUGCUUUGUAACAGAAAGAGAUAAAUCCAACAGAUAUUGUGAUGGGAGUGCACCAUGUCCCGCAGGAAAAUCGUACCAUGGUCGAGGGCCGAUUCAACUGACCCACAACUACAACUAUAAUCAAGCUGGAAGAGCCCUGGGAGUGGACUUGAUAAACAACCCAGACUUGGUGGCAAGAGAUGCAGUGGUAUCAUUCAAGACAGCUCUAUGGUUCUGGAUGACUCCACAGGGGAACAAACCCUCAUGCCAUGAUGUGAUCACUAACAGGUGGACCCCAUCUGCUGCUGACAGGGCAGCUAAUAGAGUCCCAGGUUUUGGUGCGAUCACGAACAUCAUCAAUGGUGGACUUGAAUGUGGGAAAGGUCCUACUCCAGCUUCAGGUGAUAGGAUAGGGUUUUACAAGAGAUACUGUGACGUUUUUGGGCUCUCAUAUGGUCCUAACUUGAAUUGCAGAGACCAAAAACCUUUUGAUUAA
Messenger RNA from Vigna umbellata (rice bean), 859 nucleotides. Its product is annotated as endochitinase-like. The record is from RefSeq and is a predicted model, not a curated record. Gene Ontology annotation, molecular function: chitinase activity. Gene Ontology annotation, biological process: chitin catabolic process; defense response to fungus; carbohydrate metabolic process. NCBI's taxonomy places the organism in Eukaryota, Viridiplantae, Streptophyta, Magnoliopsida, Fabales, Fabaceae.